This is a messenger RNA of Cladophialophora immunda, 921 nucleotides long. RefSeq lists its product as uncharacterized. NCBI's taxonomy places the organism in Eukaryota, Fungi, Ascomycota, Eurotiomycetes, Chaetothyriales, Herpotrichiellaceae. Gene Ontology annotation, molecular function: methyltransferase activity. The transcript has 7 exons. The record is from RefSeq and is a predicted model, not a curated record. Bases 1 to 921 code for a protein of 306 amino acids.
AUGACGAUUCAGGAUAUGGGGGAAGCGACGCAGCUUCAAUCACAACAACGCUUCAAUGGUAGAAGGUAUCAGCAAAUUGACGACAGAUCUUACAUUUUUCCCAACGACGAGCAAGAGCAAGAGCGAUUAGAUAUGCUUCACCAUAUUUAUCGCCUCGUACUAGAUGGCCGGCUACACGUCGCCCCAAUCGGGAACCCACAGCGAGUGCUGGACAUCGGGACCGGAACGGGACUCUGGGCGCUAGACUUUGCCGAGUAUGCUUCUUGUGCCUUUUUGAGGGUUGAUAUGAGUCCCAUUCAGCCGCAAAUGGUUGCUCCAAAUUGCUCCUUCAUGAUCGACGACUUGGAGCAAGAAUGGGCCUACCCAUCCAGUCGCAGAUUCGACUACAUUCACCAGCGUAGCAUGUCCGGCAGCAUCGGAGACUGGUCCAAAAUGUACAAGCAAGCAUUGGCUCAUCUCGAGCCCGGCGGCUGGCUCGAGGUCCAGGAAUUCGAAGUCUGGUUCUACUCCCAGCUGCCUGGGGGCUUGUCGCCAGACUCUGCCAUUGCCACAUGGCAGAAACUGAUCGACGAUGGCAGUGUCGCACUUAGCCGACGCCUGAAUUAUGCAUCCCGAUUUAAAGCGCACCUCGAAGAAGCCGGGUUUGUCGACGUUCGGACGCAAGUAAUCAAGACCCCCAUAGGCACAUGGCCAAAAGACGCGAAACUGCGUCAGAUAGGAUUAUAUCUCCAAGCACAGAUGAACGAAGCAGUCGAAGCCGUCACCCUUGGGUAUCUGACGCGAGCACUUGGCUGGUCAGAAGCCGAAGUCCAGAUCAUGCUUAAAAACGUAAGAAAAGAGUUUAACGACCGACAUCGGCAUCUUUAUACAUUCUGCUGGUUCAUCACGGGUAGGAAAGGGACGGGGCCUGGAGAUCUCUGA